AUGCUUUUGCUAAGCUUUCUUCUCUCUGCAGCUGCAGCUGCAGCUCUCCCUACUCCUGAUAGCUCUGAGGGAAACCAAUCUCAACCCUUCUCUCAGAAUGGACUUGCACCUUGGAACGCUGGUGCAGUGAAUCAAUUCCCGAUCCAUUCUAGCUGCAACGCAACCCAGCGUCGCCAGAUUGAGCUUGGCUUGAAUGAGACCAUCACUCUGGCUGAACAUGCCAAGAACCAUAUCUUGAGAUGGAGCAAUGAAAGCGCAAUUUACAAGAAGUAUUUCGGCGACAGUCCCACUAUGGAAGCCGUCGGUGCAUUUGAUGUCGUGGUCAAUGGCGACAAGAAGGAUGUCUUGUUCAGAUGUGACAAUCCAGACGGGAACUGUGAUAUCGAAGGUUAUGCCGGACACUGGCGAGGCGAAAAUGCCACGGACGAGACCGUCAUCUGCGAUCUAAGCUACGAGACCCGUCGCUCCCUGUCAACAAUGUGUGGCCUUGGUUACACAGUUUCGGGAUCGGAAACAAACACCUUCUGGGCAUCCGACCUCCUGCACCGCCUAUACCAUGUCCCCGCGAUAGGUCAGAACUGGAUUGACCACUUCGCGGGUGAAUACGAAGAGGUCAUUGAUCAGGCCAAGAAGAAUGCUACUCUCUCCACCCACGAUACCCACACUCUUCAAUACUUUGCGCUGGAGGUUUAUGCCAAUGAUAUCGCUGUCCCAGGGGUUGGGUGCCCGGGCGCCCAACACGAGCACGAGGAGAGCCACGAUGAAGCGACUGCAACUGCAACUGCAACCGCAACCACUGCCGAUAAGCCUACUUCUACAGCAGAUGUUCCCGCGGUAUGUGAUUAUGUUGACUUUGGCAUGGUUGACCAAGACUAA
Molecule: messenger RNA, 876 nt
Organism: Penicillium brevicompactum
Lineage: Eukaryota; Fungi; Ascomycota; Eurotiomycetes; Eurotiales; Aspergillaceae
Gene: aspf2
Product: major allergen Asp F2
Exons: 2
Coding region: 1-876 (291 amino acids)
Cellular component (GO): cell surface; extracellular region; fungal-type cell wall
Molecular function (GO): zinc ion binding; metallopeptidase activity; integrin binding
Source: RefSeq, a predicted model, not a curated record